Molecule: messenger RNA, 2284 nt
Organism: Bombina bombina (fire-bellied toad)
Lineage: Eukaryota; Metazoa; Chordata; Amphibia; Anura; Bombinatoridae
Product: copper-transporting ATPase 1-like
Exons: 9
Coding region: 131-2284 (717 amino acids)
Molecular function (GO): copper ion binding
Source: RefSeq, a predicted model, not a curated record
CGAGAGCUUGUUCGCCCGGAUCUGGCUACUAGUGGAAAGUGCGAGUGACAGCGCGGCGCGGGGACCCUGGGAUGUGGAACAGAUAAUGUAUCUAAUGACAUGGUGCUAUUAAUGUGAAGACUGACGCAGGAUGGAGGGGGUUUCCACUGCACACCUUGUCAUUAUCCCCGUGGAGGGGAUGACCUGCAACUCCUGCGUCCAAACAAUUGAGCAAAAAAUUCAGAGCCUAAACGGGGUUCACAGUAUUCAGGUAUCCUUAGAAGGAAAGAAUGCAACCAUUAUUUAUGACCCUAAGAUUCACACGUCAGAUUCUCUACAGGAAGCUAUUGAUGAUAUGGGAUUUGAGACUGCUCCUGCCACUACAAAUCCUCAGCCUGUGGCUACUGACAGCACCUUUCUAAACCUCUCCCCAGAGCAGUCAGCUGAACAAAUACGCCUUGGCCUUCUGCAGAUGAAGGGAGUUCUAGACGUUAAAACCUCACUUGACGGGAGAUUGGCGAGUGUAGCCUACAUUCCCUCAUCGGUAAUUACCAGCCAGAUGAUUCAGCAAUUUCCUGGACUAAGUCUAGACCCCCUAUCUUCAAAAAAGGCUUCACCAAAUAAUGACGUUUUGGUGAAAAUGAAGGUAGAAGGAAUGACCUGCCAUUCUUGUACCAGUACAAUAGAAGGCAAGAUAGGCAAACUGCAAGGAGUUCUGCGGAUUAAAGUAUCCCUGGAUAACCAAGAGGCCCACAUUGUUUAUCAGCCUCAUGUUAUCACAGCAGCUGAAAUUAAGACUCAGAUUGAAGAAGCUGGUUUUGUUGCAUCAAUUAAAAACAAACCACCAUCAAAAUUAGGAGCUAUUGAUGUUGAGCGUUUGAAAAAUACACAGACUAAUGGUAUUGGGGAAAAAAUGCCAAAACCUCCUGGUGAUUUUACCAAAGGUGUGUUUCAGGUAGAGGGCAUGCACUGCAAAUCAUGUGUUGUGAAUAUUGAAAGUAAUAUUGGUUCUUUACCGGGGGUGUCAACCGUUGAAGUCUCAUUGGAGAGAAAAUCAGCCGUAAUAAAUUACAAUCCAAAUAUCAUCUCUUGUGAUAAGAUCAGCCGAGCAAUAGAAGCUUUACCUCCUGGGACAUUUAAAGUAAGUGUUUGCAAUGGCUUUAGUUUGGAGCCUUCCAACUCACCAAGGCCGUUACCAUCCUCGGAGCAAAUAUCUUCAAGCAAAACAAGCCAUGGUCCCAUGCAUAACGUUGCUGUUCUUAACAUUGAAGGGAUGACUUGCAAUUCCUGUGUGCAAUCAAUUGAGGGUCUGAUCUCUCAGAAGCCAGGAGUAAAAUCCAUAAAAGUGUCUUUGGCAAAUAAAAAUGCCACUGUGGAGUAUGACCCAGCCGCUACAAAUCCAGAUACUAUAAGAGAAUCCAUUGAAGAUAUGGGAUUUGAUGCUACUCUUCCUGGAAACACAUCUGUGGAAUAUUUUUCAGCACGACGUUCCCUCAACCUGCGGUCCAGUGUAGUCGAUAGCUUUAUCAGGUCAUCAAGGCGCAUAUAUUCUGUCCUUGUUGCUCUGAUGGCUGGGAAGGCAGAAGUAAGAUAUAACCCUGUGAUUAUGCAGCCUUCGGGUAUCGCAGAACUUAUUCAGGAACUUGGGUUUGAAGCUACUGUCUUAGAAAAUUACGAAGAAGGCAAUGGUGUUUUAGAAUUGGUGAAAUUAAAAAUUGUGUGUAGAAAAAAAAGUCUAAUUCUAUUUUUGUCUCAUGCAGAAUUUAGGCUUACUACAUCUUUAGUUAAAAAAGACAGAUCUGCAAGUCACCUUGAUCACAAAGUAAGAUACCGACGGUGGAAACGAUCCUUCCUGAUCAGCUUGAUCUUCUGCAUUCCUGUGAUGGGUUUAAUGAUAUAUAUGAUGUUUAUGGACCAUCACCCUCCAAUGCCACACCACCACAACAUGAGUAUGCAUGAUAUGGAAGUUUACCAUCCAUCAAUGGUCCUGGAACAUCAGCUCCUGCCAGGCUUAUCUUACAUGAAUUUCCUGUCCUUCUUGCUAUGUGUACCUGUUCAGGUUUUAGGCGGCUGGUACUUUUACAUUCAAGCCUACAAAGCUCUGAAGCACAAAACUGCGAACAUGGAUGUGCUGAUCGUUCUAGCGACCUCAAUUGCUUUCAUUUAUUCCUUGGUGAUACUUGCAGUUGCGAUGUAUGAAAAAGCCAAAGUUAAUCCAAUUACUUUCUUUGACACCCCACCAAUGUUGUUUGUCUUCAUUGCCCUGGGACGCUGGUUGGAACAUGUUGCAAAGGUAAAAAUAUAA